AUGAAAAACGGUUCUCCUUUGGGUUGUUGUAUUCCUUCCGGAGAGCGUCAGAAUAUGAAUCCCGUAUUUAAGCAGCAGUAUGUAAACGAGGGUGGGAAGAUAAAAAUGGCAGUGCCAUUGUCACCAAUGCAUUACAUAACCAAUGCCAACGUUUAUGGGUACGAUGAGAGGUUUCCACCCAGAUUCGACCCCUCGUUUGCCUACUACAAUGAGAGGAUUUACAAGCCUAGGAAUAUGGAUUUUGAGUACAAGGAGCAGAAAUUCGUAACUCCUGCAAUGUCAUUUAUUACUCAGCCGAGGAGAAACAUGUCAGCGCAGGUCAUUGACUCCAACUCACAAAUGCAAGAAAUUAGCAGAUCCAACAGCAUCAACUUUGCCCAAAUCCUCACGAGCAUUAACGAAAAACUCUCGAAAAUUGAAUUCAUGUGCAAAAAUAACCAAGAGGAUAUCUACGAAAUCAAACAUCUCAUCAAACCACAUCAUAAGGAGGGAGUGAUUGAGGGUGGUACGAGAUUAGUAAUUAGGAAGUUAAACUCUGGUCAAACACUCAAGAGGGAAGACGGAAGAAUAGGAGAUGAAAACCCUGUAAACUCCAAGAGUGAACCCCCGACUCAUACUGAAUCACUUUGUCACGACCAGUUGGUUACAGUGGCAUCUGAGAUGACGAGAGUUGACGAUAAGAUGCUGGAUUUGUCGGAGGAACUAAAAAAUUCAAAUGACAUGUUGGAACACUAUGUUAGGAAUGUGAAGUUUGAUAAUUUAACUUGUUUGGAGAAUAAACUCGAUGUCAUGUCAAGUGACUUUGCCAAGAUUCGAGGUGAGAUUCAACCGUUUGAUGUGAAGCCGAAAGCUGAACCUGAGGGCGUCUCAAUGCUAUCCAACAUUGAAUCCAAGUUCAAGAAACUAUUUUCAAGGUUUGAUUCCAAUCCUGAAAAUUCAUUAGCACUCAAACCUAUGGAACCCAGUAACCAAAAUGAAACAGGGGGGAGUAUUGUGAAACUUGGAGAAACUAUGAACACACCUGAAUCCAACACUGAAUCUAUGGAAUCAACUAAAACUGUGGAAAUAAGUGUUAAAAUUCCGGAAAUAACAGGGAAAACUGGGGAAAUUAGCACUAAAACGGGUGCCGCAGUGUUAUCGGGUGAGAUGAUGAAUUUGUUAAAGGGAUUACCACUGGAUUCUAAAAUUAAUGAAAUUGGCCUCACUGAAGAUGAAAUUGUCUUUCUCCGAAACCUGAAUCAUACCAACUCAGACUCGCUUGGCACAGCUCACACACAUACUCAUACUCACACACAUGAUACUGAUACUAAAUCGGUGAAUUUGGCUGAGUUUGAUGAGAAAGAAUCUGAUGAUGAUUUUGGAUGUCGAUUGUUGGCGCCAACGAGAGCCGAUUUCACGCCACUCCUGGACGACUCCAUCCACGACUUAAACUCCUCCUCAUUCAGUUAA
Messenger RNA from Theileria parva strain Muguga, 1449 nucleotides. RefSeq lists its product as uncharacterized. Bases 1 to 1449 code for a protein of 482 amino acids. The record is from RefSeq and is a predicted model, not a curated record. The transcript has 2 exons. Lineage: Eukaryota; Apicomplexa; Aconoidasida; Piroplasmida; Theileriidae.